This is a messenger RNA of Exophiala aquamarina CBS 119918, 978 nucleotides long. RefSeq lists its product as uncharacterized. The record is from RefSeq and is a predicted model, not a curated record. Lineage: Eukaryota; Fungi; Ascomycota; Eurotiomycetes; Chaetothyriales; Herpotrichiellaceae. Bases 1 to 978 code for a protein of 325 amino acids. The transcript is spliced from 3 exons.
AUGUUUCGAUUUGCAUUUCUUCCAUUGCGUGCUCUUUCUGUCUUCUAUCUUUCCCUGUCCGCUGCUGUCAGUGCUGCUCAGGAGACGGUAUUGUCAGACGGAACUCCGACUAGGAGGGGAUACACCAAGGGUGAACUGAUCCCUGUUAGCUGCCUCAACAGGACUAUUGAUACCGGCGAACAUAUCACCGACACCCAUGGAAACCUCCAAUACAUCCCAUUCCCAACCUGCAAUGAAACCAACCAACCAUUGUCCUUCCUCUACAACACGCCUCAAACACAAACGUGUACUAUCGACUCCUUGCCCGACGAACUCUACCAUCUAUUCGAGUUCUUUGUCCACAGCGAUGUGCCCCUGACAUGUCGAGUACCCUCAUACCCUUUAUCUCAAAGUGAACUUGGGGUAGCGUCAUCCUUGCCUAGUGUUGGUGGUACAGGGGCUGAAAAAGACCAAUGGACACCCUUCACAAUCGCAUUGCAAGGGACUCUCCAACUAUCCCAUCUCCACCUGCAUACCAACAUCAAUGUGCUCUUCCAUAUUUCUCCAGAGUCCGACAUUCCCGGAGAAACAAGCCAGUCCCAUCUCAUUGCGUCGACGGCCUAUUCGUUGCCCAACACAUCCUCGAGCACACCGCUCGAAGGUCCGAAAAUUGUUCGCAAUGAACCAGUGGUUCUGACAUUCAAUGUUGGAUGGAUCGACGGAGCUGUUCUACCCGGUAUGGUGGGACGGCCAGUCCUAGGAAUCAGAGAUCACAGCGUUGGUUUCUCCCUUCUAAGUUUCUUCGCCAUUGCUGCCAGCGCGGGGGUUGGCGCGAUGGCUAUGCUCGUUUAUGAGCGGCGCAAGAGCGGGAGGAGUGGCGUUUAUGGGAACGGCAUCCUAGGUGGAAAUGUUGGCAACAACGUAGCGAGGACUUCAGGUUAUGGUGGCUAUGGUGGCUAUGGCGGGUAUAGCGGCACCAGCGCUGGUAAAAGAGACUGA